CCUUCCCUUCCCUUCCCAUCUCUUUCUCUAUAUAUAUUGGAUCCUCACCAUUCAUCACAAUACAACGAGACACAGGUGCAAUCUCGUUAUCACGAUUUGUAUUUUUUUGAAUUUCAGAGAACAAAAAAUCCAGAUUCUGUCGCUCACUCCGGUUCUCGGUAAUGGACACUGAAUCAGUGAUCGAGUUUUUAGGUUGUGUUCCUUUGCUUCAGAGGCUUCCUAGCUCGUCUCUCAGGAAAAUUGCGGAAGUUGUCAGAACUAAACACUAUGAUCGCGGAGAGUUUGUUGUUCAUGAGGGGGAAAUGGGAGAUGGAAUUUACUUCAUAUGGGAAGGAGAGGCUGAAGUUGCUGGCUCAGUCACUGCUGAGCAAGAAAGUCGUCUUGAGUUUCAACUAAAGCGAUAUGACUAUUUUGGUCAUGGUAUUGGAGCAUCUGUUCAACAGGCAAAUGUAAUUGCAUUGUCCAAGCUAAUCUGCUUGGUGCUGCCCCAUGAACAUUGCACCCUACUGCAGCCAAUAUCAAUAUGGAAUGCAGAUAAAGCACUUGAGGCAUGCUCACUUGUGGAGCUCAUAUUGCACUUGGAGCCUAUAGAAGUGAACAUAUUCAAGGGGAUUACGUUACCAGAUGCUCCAAAAUUUGGAAAGGUUUUUGGAGGACAGUUACUUGGACAGGCUCUGGCUGCAGCAUCGAAAACUGUUGAUUGUCUUAAGGUUGUCCAUAGUUUGCACGCUUAUUUCCUUCUUGUUGGGGAUUUUAACAUGCCAAUUAUAUAUGAAGUUCGCCGUUUACGUGAUGGUAAGAGCUUUGCUACGCGGAGAGUGGAUGCAAUACAGAAAGGAAAUGUCAUAUUCACACUGCUUGCUUCAUUUCAAAAAGAAGAAGAAGGGUUUGAUCACCAGGUAGCGACAAUGCCAUCUGUGCCUGCUCCAGAUACGCUUCUAUCAUUGGAAGAGCUUCGGGAUAGACGUCUUACCGAUCCCCGUCUUCCAAGGACUUAUCGGAACAAGGUGGCGGCAAAAGAGUUUAUUCCUUGGCCCAUAGAGAUAAGGUUUUGUGAGCCUAAUAAUUCCACUAAUCAGACUAAAUCUCCGCCAAGUUUGAGGUACUGGUUUAGAGCAAAAGGAAAGCUGUCAGAUGAUCAGGCUUUGCAUAGAUGUGUGGCAGCCUAUGCUUCAGAUCUAAUAUUCCUAUCAGUAAGUUUGAAUCCUCACCGUAAAAAGGACCUGAAGACGACUUCUGUUAGUCUGGAUCACUCGAUGUGGUUCCACAGGCCCUUCAGAGCCGAUGACUGGUUAUUAUUUGUGAUUGCGAGUCCUGCUGCCUACAACGCUCGUGGAUUUUGUGCAGGCCAAAUGUUCAACAGGAAAGGCGAGCUUGUUGUGUCAUUGACUCAAGAGGGCCUAAUUAGGGAGGCUAAAAAGCCAAAUGCAGCAAUAUCGUCAAAGCUGUGAAUGGGAGGCUGUAGAAUCCUGGUUAACCAUUUUGAGGUAUUCAGGUUAAAUGGUUUUUUUUUUUUCUUUUGGGUGUACAAUUUUCAUGUAAUAAUGUGCAAUUUGGCUCAUGGUAAUGAAUCAAUCAUGAAUAACGGGUUGGAACUUGCUAA
Vitis vinifera (wine grape) is the source of this 1603-nucleotide messenger RNA. Its product is annotated as acyl-CoA hydrolase 2. Gene Ontology annotation, biological process: acyl-CoA metabolic process; fatty acid catabolic process. The record is from RefSeq and is a predicted model, not a curated record. The coding region runs from base 162 to 1451 and encodes 429 amino acids. The transcript has 17 exons. NCBI's taxonomy places the organism in Eukaryota, Viridiplantae, Streptophyta, Magnoliopsida, Vitales, Vitaceae. Gene Ontology annotation, molecular function: fatty acyl-CoA hydrolase activity.